AUGCCUAAUAACCAAUGUUCCAAUUGUAUUGCCUUCAAUUUGGAUUGCACUCAUUCCGAACCUACAAAAAAACGUGGACCUAAGAGCCGAUACGUAGAAAACUUAGAAAAGCGGGUCCGGAGUCUGGAGGCAAUUGUUCGAAAGUAUGCACCACAUAUCAAUGUUGAUGAACUUGGAAAGUCUUCUUCGUCAAGUCCGCUCUUGUCCAGCUCCAAUGGCUCGUCCCCUGCGGCUACUAAUGAAUCCACCGAUCCAGACGAGGAAGAAGAUGAUUUUGCCCAUAUUGGACUCUCCGAACAAUUCCGGAAGAUGACUUUUAAGGAAGACACGAUCCAUCAAACAUUCUUUGGCCCAUCAAGUGGAUUCAUGCUCUUACAGAAGGCUCACGCAGCGAAGACUGAAUUUACCGGUAAAGAAUCCAUUCAUUCGAAACAUUUCAAACGCGUUGAAUAUUGGGGCAUCCACGCCUGGGAGGGCGAGUUUAAAAGUCGCUCCUCGGAGCAGUACUAUUUUCCCGAAGGCGAUUUGCUGUGGAGCCUUAUCUCGUUAUACUUUGACAAUGUCAACAUCUACCUCCCCAUCCUACAUGGUCCAAGCUUCAAAAGGUCAAUUUACGAAGGCUUACAUCUCCACGACCCCCAGUUUGGAGGUAUGGUGUUACUCGUAUGUGCCCUUGGCGCAAGGUACUCCGAUGAUUCCCGUGUCUUUUGGGUCUCGGGAAAGCAACUAUCUGCCGGAUGGGCUUGGUUUAGACAAGUACGGAUGACUCGAGGAAGCUUGUUUUCUGAAGCUAGUGUCUAUGAAAUCCAGUUUUACUGCUUGGCAACGCUAUACAUUAUAGGAACUUCCAACCCCCAGGUGUCAUAUAUGUUAGUAGGAAUAGGUAUGCGAUUCGCGAUAGAACUCGGCAUACACCGGCGGAAACCCGAAGGCACGAAGAAUACCAUUCAAAACGAAUUAGAGAAACGAGUUUUCUGGGUUUUGCUAUCGCUGGACCGCUGUGUAUGCAACUUUACUGGCCGCCCGUCGGCACUACGUGACGAAGACUACGAUCAAGAAUUACCUGUAGAUUGCGAUGAUGAAUACUGGCAAACUUCUGAUCCUGAUCUGGAGUUCAAACAGCCACCGAACAAACCAUCCAAGAUCUCUUGUUUCAUCUGUUACCUCAAGUUAUGCGAAAUUCUGGCAUUCACAUUGCGGACUCUAUAUUCAAUUAAGAAGUCGAAGUUGAUGUUAGGCUUGGUGGGAAAUCAGUGGGAACAAAGGAUCAUAUCUGAGCUUGACUCUUCUCUCAAUAAUUGGAUCAAUUCCAUCCCAGAACACCUGCGAUGGGACCCUAGUCGCGAAAAUGUUGUAUUCUUCAAUCAAUCAGCUUUCCUUCACCUCAAUUAUUAUAACGUUCAGAUUCAAGUACAUCGACCUUUCAUCAUGAAGUCGUCACUCCUGAUGUUUCCGUCGCUUGCGAUAUGUACCAAUGCAGCACGUUCGUGUAUCAAUGUGAUGUAUCGACAUUCGCAGAGAGACAGGAUGGCUUUACCACAUACUUUUUAUGCUUGCUUUGGGUCUGGCGUCGUUCUCCUGACACACAUCUGGAACAGUAAACUUGCCGGGAUGAAGAUAGACGUACCAAGAGAGAUGGCAGAUGUCCACAAAUUAAUGCAUGUGCUUAGUUUGCAUGACAAACGAUGGUCUCCUGCUGGCAGGUUUUUAGAUCUUUUCUGUGAACUUGCUCGAGGUUUGAACGAGCACGAAGAGGCGGCGACUACUACUCCACCAUCACCUCCUCUUUCAUCCCAGAGUCCCUCAGUUCACCCCGCAUAUCACAUAUGGCAGGACAUGGAUAGUAUGGAGACUGAACAAGUUCCGUCGUUACCAUUCAACACAGCCGAGCUUGGACGGGAGAGAUCUGGGUAUUUGUAUUCACCUCUGCCGCAGGUCGUGCCCCCAACUCUGCCGGCGGCUCUCCUCAAUAAUAAUGGGCAAGGGGCUUAUGUUGACGGACGUUCCCUUGGGACACCAGAGAUGGGCUACAAUGGAUCGUACCCUCAAGCGGUGCGACAUGGAACUCAUGAUCAAGGUGCUCAUGAUUAUGUUGCGAACGACUGGCAACGUCAUGAUCCACAUGCGAUGUGGCCCAAUAUACCACCUGGCAUUGAAUUCGGCCUAGAUGAAUGGGGACAUUACAUUGAGAGCUCGUUUGUUGGCGCAUCAUAA
Marasmius oreades (fairy-ring Marasmius) is the source of this 2214-nucleotide messenger RNA. RefSeq lists its product as uncharacterized. Gene Ontology annotation, molecular function: DNA-binding transcription factor activity, RNA polymerase II-specific; zinc ion binding; DNA binding. The transcript is spliced from 13 exons. Gene Ontology annotation, biological process: regulation of DNA-templated transcription; DNA-templated transcription. Lineage: Eukaryota; Fungi; Basidiomycota; Agaricomycetes; Agaricales; Marasmiaceae. The record is from RefSeq and is a predicted model, not a curated record. Bases 1 to 2214 code for a protein of 737 amino acids.